This is a messenger RNA of Microplitis mediator, 665 nucleotides long. RefSeq lists its product as uncharacterized. The record is from RefSeq and is a predicted model, not a curated record. Lineage: Eukaryota; Metazoa; Arthropoda; Insecta; Hymenoptera; Braconidae. Bases 51 to 665 code for a protein of 204 amino acids. The transcript is spliced from 2 exons.
UUUUUUUAUUUAGCAGGAGAGAAGAACGAGAGCGAAGAGUUCGUGAGCGGAUGGCUCGCGAACCUGGGAGGUUUCGGGAUGAAACCCACUGUCGCACGGUGAUGCGACGGGAACGCAACGACGCUUUCCAAGCGGAGGCUGUUCGGCGAGGAUUGGCGUUACCACGACCACGCCGUCCGUGUGUUGCCCCGGCAUUAUCACCACCGGUACCCUGCCACACCGUGGUCGCUCCGGCUGCACGACCAGAUUUUACGGCACGCUGGCAGAAGGGUUGCACCCUGGCUCGGGCUGUGGAGAAGUUAGAAGGACGCCCAUCAACAACUCGGUCUAUACAGCCAUCUUUUGUACCACCGGCGCGCCCCGUAUCAUCACCCGAGGUCACCCAAGCGCUCAAGCGCACUCGUUGGGACCCCAUGGGGGACGAGACGUUGACCUCAGCGGAGGCUGAGGAGUUGGCUUCUUAUGUGCCCACCACCGCUGCACCGGAGGUUGUCUUCGUCGGACCUGAAGGGGAAUUGGUUCUACCUGAACCAGGGUCGGAGAAGGACCCUCUAGCGGAAGACAAAGAGGAGGUAGACAGCCAGUCGGACGACUCCGAUCUAUUAAUUAUAGACGAGGAAGUGGUCGUUGACCCUGUCGAACCCGCACAAGUUGCGGAAGAGUGA